Prunus avium (sweet cherry) is the source of this 690-nucleotide messenger RNA. NCBI's taxonomy places the organism in Eukaryota, Viridiplantae, Streptophyta, Magnoliopsida, Rosales, Rosaceae. The record is from RefSeq and is a predicted model, not a curated record.
AUGGAAAAAGAAAAUGAUUAUGUUGAAUAUAUACCAGUGGCGAAGCGUCGAGCAAUGGAAGCUCAGAAGAUUCUUCAACGAAAGGUAACGUCUUUAGAGCUUCAAUUGGAGUCAGACAUGUUAAAGUUGGCUGCUCAUGCAAACCCUAGUCCCUUUGUUAAAGCAGAGCCGAAAAAAUCAAAUUUUGUUGCUGAAGACAAACCAAGGAGACCUAGUCUCCUUGUUAAAUCAUUAGAGAUGAAGCAUAAGGCUCCCAAGAUUACUCCAAUCCAGCAUAUGACUCUGAAAGAGGGUAUUGUCCAGUCGACCUCCAUUGGUGUUGCGUCUACUGGCUCAAUAAAGGCAUUGGUUUUUGGGCUACCAUUGAUUAUGGUUGCAAUGCAAGAGGAAAUUCAAAUGCCAAUUGUUCCUCAUCAAGGGCCUUUUGGAUUGAUCAUUUGCCUAUCGAGAGAGCUCGCAAAGCAGAUUUAUGAAGUGAUGGAAGAGUAUAUGGUUCCUAUGAGACAUGUUGGAUAUCCAAAGAUAAGGCUUUUGCUUUGUAUUGAUGGUGUGGAUAUGUGUUUGCAAUUGGACAUUAUCAGGGAAGGUGUUCAUAUUGUUGUUGGUACUCCUGGGAGGUUGAAGGACAUGCUGGCAAAGAAAAAAAUCAAUCUCAAUAAUUGCACAUAUUUAACAUAUGCAUUCACAUGA